UUCCGUGCCGACAGUUAGGAUCACGCGCCCACUCCCCGCAUUCUUCUUCCUUUCGCCUUCGUCUUCCCGACGUCUCCCUCUCUCUCGCUCCUCCUCACUUCUCUCUCUACGUAUACCCAGGCAAGAAAAGCAGAGCACCCAGCAACAGCCCAGCCAAGCUAACUCCGGCCGUCAGCCAUGGGCACGUACAAGUGCUGCCUCAUCUUCAAGCGCCGGUACCGCUGGACGGACGCGCCGCCGCCGGAGGACGUGCGCUCGCUCUUCGCGCAGCACUCGGGCGGGACGGCCACCAUGGGCGCCGACGGGCUGCGCCGCUACCUCGAGUCCACCGGCACCGACCCGGACUUCGACGGCGACGCCGAGGCCGAGCGCCUGCUCGACCAGAUCCGCCAGGCCCAGCGCGUCCGGGUCCCGCGCGUGGGGCGCCCGCUCCUGGGCAUCGACGACUUCCACCGCUUCCUCUUCUCCGACGACCUCAACCCGCCGCUCCGCCGGCCGCAGGUCCACCACGACAUGGCCGCGCCGCUCUCCCACUACUACGUCUACACGGGCCACAACUCCUACCUCACCGGCAACCAGCUCAGCAGCGACUGCAGCGACGUCCCCAUCAUCAAGGCGCUGCAGAGGGGCGUCAGGGUCAUCGAGCUCGACAUGUGGCCCAACUCCGCCGAGGACGACAUCAGCAUCCUCCAUGGCAGGACAUUGACCACCCCAGUUUCACUGCUCAAGUGCUUGAGGUCCAUCAAAGAGUAUGCUUUCGUCGCCUCGCCUUACCCUGUUAUCAUAACGCUCGAAGACCACCUUCCACCUCAACUCCAGGACAAAGUUGCCAAGAUGGUCCUCGAAGUAUUUGGCAACAUACUCUAUUACCCUGAAGAAGAACAUCCCAAAGAACUCCCUUCACCGGAAGAACUCAAGGGCCGUGUUCUCCUGUCGACAAAGCCCCCAAAGGAGUACCUUGAAGCCAAGGCUGGUGGUACCAUCAAAGACGGUGACACAGAAGCGAAUCCCGGCAAAGGAGGAACUGACGACGAUGCGGCUUGGGGAAAAGAAGUCCCUGAUUUUAAGACUGAAAUCCAGUUUGCUAAACAGGAAGAUGAUGACGAAGAUGAUGAUGAGGAGGAGGAGGACGAACAGAAAAUUCAACAGCAUCUAGCUCCACAAUAUAAGCACCUUAUUACUAUAAGAGCAGGAAAGCCCAAGGGUGGUAGUACGUCUGAUGCCUUGAAGAGCGACCCAAACAAAGUUAGGCGGCUCAGUUUGAGCGAGCAACAGCUUGCAAAAGCUGUAGUUAAUCAUGGUACCGAAAUAGUGAGGUUUACACAGAGAAACCUACUGAGGAUAUACCCAAAGGGCACUCGGAUUACUUCAUCCAACUAUAAUCCGUUUAUUGGCUGGGUGCAUGGUGCUCAGAUGGUGGCCUUCAAUAUGCAGGGAUAUGGAAGAGCACUUUGGUUAAUGCAUGGAUUUUAUAAAGCCAACGGUGCCUGUGGCUACGUGAAGAAACCAGAUUUCUUGAUGCAAUCUGAACCAGAAGUUUUUGAUCCAAAGAAAACUCAACCUGUUAAGAAAAUUUUGAAGGUAAAAGUGUACAUGGGCGAUGGUUGGCGGAUGGACUUCAAGCAGACGCACUUUGAUCAAUACUCUCCUCCAGAUUUUUAUGCACGGGUUGGGAUAGCCGGUGUUCCAGCGGACUCUAUAAUGAUGAAGACAAAGGCGAUCGAGGACAACUGGGUGCCGGUGUGGGGGGAGGAGUUCUCCUUCGAGCUGACGGUCCCGGAGCUCGCGCUGCUCCGCGUGGAGGUGCACGAGUACGACAUGUCGGAGAAGGACGACUUCGCGGGGCAGACCGUGCUGCCGGUGUCGGAGCUGCAGCCCGGGAUCCGUGCGGUGGCGCUCUGCGACCGCAAGGGGAACAAGUACCCCAACGUCAAGCUCCUCAUGCGCUUCGAGUUCGAGUCGGUCUGAUCUGGUUUGGUCUGAGAAAGCUGAGAGACGGCAUGUUGGUGUUUGUGCAUUCUUUGUUCAUUCUGUACAUAUGUGAAUGUGCGGUGGUGGUGCCGUCUGUGUGAAUAUGCGAUGUGCUGUUGGUGUGUGUCUAUGUCAGUUGUGUGUGUUUGUGCAUAGGCACAACGAUUCAUGAGACUCUGUUCAUGUGUUGUGAAUGAACAAAUAAUAAAAGGUGAUUGUUUUCACCAUCAUCCGUUAA
This is a messenger RNA of Lolium rigidum, 2209 nucleotides long. Its product is annotated as phosphoinositide phospholipase C 2-like. Bases 178 to 1968 code for a protein of 596 amino acids. Gene Ontology annotation, biological process: lipid metabolic process; phosphatidylinositol-mediated signaling. Gene Ontology annotation, molecular function: phosphatidylinositol-4,5-bisphosphate phospholipase C activity. The record is from RefSeq and is a predicted model, not a curated record. The transcript has 8 exons. NCBI's taxonomy places the organism in Eukaryota, Viridiplantae, Streptophyta, Magnoliopsida, Poales, Poaceae.